GUGAUUAAAUUGUGAUAAGGAUACCGGGUUUUUAGUCUUUAAAAAGAAUUAUUAGUCUCGAUUUCUCGACUCUUGAGUCUACACACUACAGUAUGUCAGUGUUCCACAUUGGCACAAACGUCUAGUUCUCGUACAGUUUAUGAGUCCAGACGUUUGGUACUUUAGACUUAUUACUUAUUUACAAAUUACAACUAAUCUCACAUUCAUAAAUCAUUGUUCAUUUAUUUGAUUUCUUUCAACAUAUUGAGCCAUUCUGUUUAAACCUUAAUAAUAUUUUCUUCAAAAAUGAUUAGAAUUAUUAAAGUAACUAAUCGUAUCUGGGGAAAUGUAAAUCACGCUCAAAGGUUAUCGGCGAGUGUCUUGCGUUUUUCUACUUCUACCGUUAAAGAUCGUUAUUAUACCGACAAACAUGAAUGGAUUGAUGUGAAGGAUAAUAUUGGUACCAUAGGAAUUUCAGAUUAUGCUCAAGAUGCUUUAGGUGAUGUAGUUUAUGCUGAGCUGCCGUCUGUUGGAACGGAAAUAAUAAUAAAAGAUGAAUGUGGUGCAUUAGAGAGUGUAAAAGCUGCAAGUGAACUAUACAGUCCUGCAUCCGGCAAAGUAGUUGAAAUAAAUUCUCAGGUGGAAACAAGACCAGCAUUGAUAAAUCAAUCUUGUUAUGAAAAUGGAUGGCUUUUCAAAUUAGAACUAUCAUCUCCGGAAGAAAUAUCGAAUUUAAUGAAUGAAGAACAAUAUGCUGAAUUCAUUAAACAUGAUCACAGUUAAUUCUAAAGUAAGUAACUGAUGAUCUGUUAGACAAAAUUAACUAAGUAUAGAAUAUUAAUAAUUGUUUUAAAUUGAUUAAUACUUUAUGUCUUUACAAGUACCCCAAGUAUGUAUUAUGACUUCUGUAUUUUUGUUAUUUUUUUUUUUGUUAUUGAUUUACCUAAGUUGUAUGCAUUUAUCUAAAAUAUGAACCUAUUUUUUUAAACUUUUACUCAAUAAAAAAAUGUAU
This is a messenger RNA of Myzus persicae (green peach aphid), 991 nucleotides long. RefSeq names its product glycine cleavage system H protein (gene ppl). Gene Ontology annotation, biological process: glycine decarboxylation via glycine cleavage system; protein lipoylation. The record is from RefSeq and is a predicted model, not a curated record. The transcript is spliced from 5 exons. Lineage: Eukaryota; Metazoa; Arthropoda; Insecta; Hemiptera; Aphididae. Bases 286 to 762 code for a protein of 158 amino acids. Gene Ontology annotation, cellular component: cytoplasm; glycine cleavage complex; mitochondrion.